Messenger RNA from Paramecium sonneborni, 1956 nucleotides. The record is from the annotation of a GenBank genome assembly. NCBI's taxonomy places the organism in Eukaryota, Ciliophora, Oligohymenophorea, Peniculida, Parameciidae.
AUGAUUUUAUAGAAAGAAUUAGAGGAAGAUUAGAAAAGAUAAGCAUAUGAAUAGUUAGGUGAUAAUCCUACAGAAGUUGAUAUUAAAUAUGUUAGCUAUUUAUUGAAAAUUCCAUUACUUACUAUUAGAUAAUGGCUCGAUGAAAAAGCGGGAUUAGAUGUUUAAAUUGAAAUCCAACCAGAAGAAGAAAAAGAUGUAGAAAUUAUUGGAAUCACAUAAAAAAAAAUUAAAUUAUUAAGUCUAUAACAUAUUUAAGUAAAGGAGGAAGAACCAUCAUAAUAAUUAUAGACUUCUGAAUAGUAGAAAAAAAAAAAUAAGACUCCUGAACCUACUGAUAAAGGAAAAUAGUAAAAGAAGAAAGAAGUAAAUAAAUAAACAAUUACAAAUAAAAAGCUUUAAAAAUUAAAUUCUAAAAAUUAAAACAAUCCUAAUCACUAAACUUAAGAUAAACAACAGUAAGAUAAUAAUAGUAAUAAUUAAAAUUAGAAUUAAUAAAAUAAUUAUAAUUUAUUAAAACAAUUCGAUUAGAUUUAGCUUCAAUUAAAUGAAAUGGUAUAAAAUGAUAUUGAGAUUAAUCAAUCUUAAUAAGAAUUUAAUUAAAAUCAAAUUAGUAAAUAAGAUUAUUAGAUUUCUAAUCAAAAAACUCAAACAUAAAAUUAAAAUAAAUAAACUGAGUCAGUAACAAAACCACUUAGGAUUUGUAUCUAAAAUUAGGAAUAGCCUUAAAAGUAAUUAUAAUAAAAAAAUACAGAAAAACCAGUUACAUAAACAUAAUUAAAUUAAAGUCAAAUAAAUCCAGAUUUGAAUUAGAAUUUGACAAAUGGGCAAUCAUCAAAUAUGCAACAACAAUAAUAAAUUCGAAAAUAAUUUUUGCAGUCAAAUAUUUAAAAAAUAAAUACUUAAUAAUAAUAAGCAAAUAAUUAAUAGAAAUUAAAUCAGAUUCAAUAAAGUCAUAAUUAAAGUAGCGAAAAAAUUAAACAUAUUAUUGUAUUAGAUGAUGAUUUUAAUAUAAGUUAAAGUAAUAAUAAUAAUAGCAAAAGAAAGUAGGUUCAAUAAAAACCAAAGGAUUCAGAAUAAUAAAAUUAGAUUUUAAACCAAAGUCUUAAUAAAAAAAUAAUGAAUAAAGAUUAAAAUAGUUUAAAUAGAAAAAAUCAAAUACCAAAUCCUAAUUAAUAAAUAACUACUUAAGCAAAUCAAUAACCUUAAUAUAAUAGUCUAUCAGAUCAUAAUACAUCCUAACAAUAAAAUAAAAAGAUUGAUCUUUAAUUAACUGUAAAUGAAUAAUAAGAUUAAAAUUUCUAAAAUUAACGAAAUUAAACUUAAAAUGAAUAAGUAUAUAACCCAAAGAGUAUUUAAUAAUAAGAAUAAAUAUAAUAAAAAUAAAAUGCAGUAUAAGAAACCAAUAAUGUUUCUAAUAAUGAAUCAUAGUUAUAAAAAUAAUCAUCUAUAGUUUAUAAUUAGAAGUAAGUUUUAUAAUAAAAUAUAAGUGAGAUAUAAAAUAAUACAAAUAUUUAAUAGAUUAUUGAGUAAAAAUAAAUAAAUUACUAGGAGCAACAAAACUCAAAUUAGAGUUAAAAUGAAAUUUCUUAAGCGAAAUAAAAAAUUUAAUAAUAAAGAUUGUCAAAUGUAACUCAUUAAUCUUUAUAAUAGAGUCCUAACAGUCAACUUAUUCCUUAAAAAAAUUAAAAUAUAGAUUAUUUGAUAACUAAGUAAGCCUCAGUCACUUCUGAACUUAGUUUAAUCCAAUAAUAAUUAAAUUAAGCUUUACAUCAACCAAAUGUUUAAAAUCAUGAAAUUAAAUAGCAAUAUUAUGGUUCUUAUGAAAUGAUGUCAAUAUUGAAUUAGCACUCUUAAACAUUAACACAAGUAGUUUCUAUGUUAUCAACAAUUGGAAGUUUUUAAUUUUCUAUGAUGGAAAGAUUAAAUCUGAUCUAUAAUUCAGUGAACAAUAGUUGA